Molecule: messenger RNA, 498 nt
Organism: Aspergillus niger
Lineage: Eukaryota; Fungi; Ascomycota; Eurotiomycetes; Eurotiales; Aspergillaceae
Exons: 2
Coding region: 1-498 (165 amino acids)
Source: RefSeq, a predicted model, not a curated record
AUGGAGAUGACACUAAGCACAGUCAAAUUCCCUGCCUCCUGCAUAACUACCUACACAUACAGAGUACCUAAUGAAUCCGAACUUGUCCGGUCAUUGAUAGCGUCAAUCCUGACCAUCCAGCAAGCUAACCCCUUCUUCUCGAAGAUUACGAGUCAAAUCAUAUUAAACCUCUACUCAAAGACCUAUACGAUGAAACAGAUCGGUGCUCUUGGCUCUACAUACACAUUACAAAUCACCGCAACAGCCAGGAACACAGACUGGGGAUGUGCCAGUACCAUCUGUCCUGGUUGGCAUCUACUUAUGCCUGACGGAGAUUCUUCUCAUCUACACCUCAUUGAACUACCUAGUCCCCGACCUAUAUGCGCAAAUGUCCAAAUCCCCAUUAUAUGCAAUUACUUUCUCGCGCACGAUAUUUCUGGUCUGCAAGUUGCUGGAAACUGCUGCUGCUGCCAUUCUAUUUUCGAAAGAGCUGGCGCCUCUCAGGAUUCCUAUGAAUAG